AUGGCGCCGCCCUCGAGUUCGCGCUCGAGGUCCACUCGCCCUACGCGGUCCAGCCGCACAAAGGUGCAGACCUACCACGAGGAAAGCUCCUCUCAGGAUGAAUCGGAAGGUUUACGUAGCUCAAGGCGUGCCUCGUUAUCUCUUCGCUCGCGAAUGCCAAAAUCCUAUCGUGAAGAUUCAACGGAUGAUAGCUUUGAUGAAGCUGUGGAAGACCAGGAGUCCGAAGCAUCGGUAUCUGCGUCGAUCGACACCCCAAAUCCGAACACCGAAUCUGUGCCUACUCGCCCUUCCAAACUCAAACGUCCUCGACGCGCUGCGACCACCUCGAAGCCAAAGCAGACUAAACGAUCGAAACCCAGCAGUCAAGUUGGGAGAGCCUUGCAUAAACGUGCUAAGGCAGAUGAGGAUGACCCGAUCUUUCUGGGAUCCGGUGUCAUUCCUCCUUGGCAAACUCUCCCCUACCAAAUCCUUCUUGACAUUUUCUUGCGCGCGUCGCAUCCAUUACUCGACGAAAGUCGUUCCGCCCGCAAUGACUCUGCCAAGUGGCUAGUCAAUGUCGCUCUACUAUGUCGAAGCUUUCACGAACCUGCGCUAGCUGCACUCUAUCACUGCCCCCCUCUGCUUCCUGCCUACAAGAGCCAUGUGCUCCUCUCUUUGCUGGCACUCCCGCAAGAGUCCCUCUCGAUGAAUUACUCUAGCAAGAUCAAGCAACUCCAUGUUGAGGUUGAACCAGUGCUCCUCUAUAAAAGUGGACCCUACGGAUACCUCGACCUUGCUCAGCUGAUUGAAAAGACACCUCGUUUACACACGGUAAGACUGUAUCACAAAGAUGAUUACACAGUGGGAAUACCCCCAUGGCACAUUGCUCAAUCAAAGUGGACUUAUCCAGACGCCAUCUUUUCCGCCAUCGAGAUCCGUGGCAUUACCCUUCGUAACUGGGACUGGAACAGUCGCUUUUUAGAAACCGAUGAGCUUGUCAAAUUGAUGGUGAGAAUGCACUCGCUGCGUGCCUUCCAGGGUCUCAGGCAGCUGAAGUUGCUCCACUUCGACAAUUCCAACGAGGAAACCUCCGCUGCCAAGGAGGCUGCUCUUCUUGAAGCCCUUGAUAUGCUUCCAGAGCUUCAGCGACUGGAUUUUAUUGAAAGCUCAUUGGUCAGCGGGGAAAUCCUGACCAACCUACCAAAUACACUCCGUUCGCUCACUCUGAACAACUGUGAUCGAUUGUGGUCAUCAGAUCUAACAGCCUAUUUGUCCUUGCAUGGCACCAAUCUCCGGGAGCUCAGUCUCAGCCACAAUCGCCAUCUCAACAUGUCUUUCAUCCAAACUUUGGCUCAGUGCUGUGAGAGCCUCGAAGUUUUCAAAAUGGACCUUUCUAUGCAUGAUGCGUCUAGCUAUCACGAUGUCGAGCCACACUUCGAAGAUCUACUCGUCGAAACCGAAGUUCCCACGUGGCCAGUGAAGCUUCAAGAAAUCGAGCUCACUCAGUUACGCAAAUGGGACGACGCUACUGCGGAGGUCUUUUUCACCUCGUUGGUAAACGCGGCACCGCAACUUCGUGAUCUACGUCGAUUGGUCAUAAGUGCAAUCCUGAAGAUUGGUUGGCGUGACCGUGCCACUUUUCGCGAGCGGUGGAUCGGUAUGCUCGAGAAGGUUUUCCUGCGACACAGCAUGCCGCCAGACCCCAACCUCCGCUCCCUUCAGAAGCGCUCGCUCAAACCCACCACAUUCAUCACAGCGAAUGACACCGAUGAACUUGAUGCUGGAGUUGAUGAUCCACGGCCGUCCACGGCUGAUGGUGGCCCAUCCACUUCCUCUAAACGCCAAAGCACUCGGCUGGCACAUCAGAAGUUCAACAUAAUUGACGAUGCUGCUAGCAGUUCUUCAUUGGUGCAGCCUGAAACUAGGAAGAUACAGGGAAUGUGCGAUAUUGUUAACAUUCGGAUCGACAACCAGCGACCGACCGAACUGCAAUUCAACGAGAAUGAUUUUCUUGACGAUGAACUCAGUGGCGACGAGGACUGGGCUGGCGAUGACUUCUAG
This is a messenger RNA of Penicillium psychrosexuale, 2040 nucleotides long. RefSeq lists its product as uncharacterized. The record is from RefSeq and is a predicted model, not a curated record. Lineage: Eukaryota; Fungi; Ascomycota; Eurotiomycetes; Eurotiales; Aspergillaceae. The transcript has a single exon. The coding region runs from base 1 to 2040 and encodes 679 amino acids.